AUGUCUAGUAGUUGUCUUUUAUUACCUCCGGUCAUAUCUAUGCCUCUUUCUAGCCCUAUGUUUAUUGACGGCCUGGCUUCCAGCCAGGUUAUCCAAACAGUAAUAUCUAGGCAUCUUUAUAGGAAGUCUAGGACUGGCUGCCAGAGAUGCCGCGCUCAGAGGGUCAAGUGCGUCCAUGACUGCAUAGUCAGCGGCAGUGAAUCUAUCCGCGAAGCGCCUGUGGAUUUCUUAUCCGAUGAUUGCGAUAUCGAUGAGCCUGAGGAGUCAGCGGAACGACGGAAUUCCGAGCUCGAACUAUUACAUUUCUGUAUUACCGAAACUGGGCCAUUUAUACCUUUCGACUAA
Messenger RNA from Fusarium oxysporum Fo47, 345 nucleotides. RefSeq lists its product as uncharacterized. The coding region runs from base 1 to 345 and encodes 114 amino acids. Lineage: Eukaryota; Fungi; Ascomycota; Sordariomycetes; Hypocreales; Nectriaceae. The transcript has 3 exons. The record is from RefSeq and is a predicted model, not a curated record.